AUAUUUUUAGCUAGUCUCAGUUAUUUAAAGCAUAAUGGGUAUUGUGACUUAUGAAGGCCAAAUUGAGAGCUCACUCCCACCAGCCAAACUCUUCAGGAUGCUUGUCCUUGAAUCUGAUACCAGUAUCUCCAAGGUGCAGCCUGAAGCUGUUCAGAGAUUUGAAACUCUUCAAGGAGAUGGAGGACCUGGUACUGUCAGGAAAAUUACCUUUGGCGACGGCAGUCCAUCACCUCAUGUCAUUACUACGGUUGAUUUGUUGGAUAGAGAGAAUUUCACAUUUCACUAUUCCUUAAUCGGAGGCCAUCCUGCUCUCAUAGAUACAAGUAUAAUUGAGAAAAUGUCUUUCCAACUUAAGUUUGAAGCAACUCCUAAUGGCGGAACCAUUGCCACACGCAGCGGUAAGAGCUAUACGAUCAAUGGUGUUGAAGUAAACGAAGAGGAAGUUAGGGCUGGUCUAGAACAGAACACUCAAGUCUUUUAUGAAAUUUUCAAGGCUUAUGAAGCUUAUGCUUUGGCAAAUCCUGAUGCAUAUAAUUAA
Messenger RNA from Jatropha curcas, 538 nucleotides. RefSeq names its product major allergen Pru av 1. Gene Ontology annotation, cellular component: nucleus; cytoplasm. NCBI's taxonomy places the organism in Eukaryota, Viridiplantae, Streptophyta, Magnoliopsida, Malpighiales, Euphorbiaceae. The record is from RefSeq and is a predicted model, not a curated record. Gene Ontology annotation, molecular function: signaling receptor activity; abscisic acid binding; protein phosphatase inhibitor activity. Gene Ontology annotation, biological process: defense response; abscisic acid-activated signaling pathway.